This is a messenger RNA of Gongylonema pulchrum, 831 nucleotides long. The record is from the annotation of a GenBank genome assembly. Lineage: Eukaryota; Metazoa; Nematoda; Chromadorea; Rhabditida; Gongylonematidae.
AUGUGUCUUAGGAAAGUUUUUGAAAGCGAUAUCAGGAAAUAUCACAAAGGCGAAAUUAUACGCGCCAACUUCCGGACGAAUCAAAGCGGUAUUGCUGAGGAUGCAAACCAGUGGGUGAAUAAGAAGACUCAUGGAAAGAUUUCCAACCUAAUAAGUAAGGAAGAAAUUUCCCCGGAAACGAAACUGAUGCUGCUCAAUGCACUUUAUUUCAAAGCUACUUGGAGUGAAAGAUUUGACAAGAGCGAGACCAAAGAAAUGCCGUUUCAUUCUGCUCCGCAGAAACAAAUUACAGUACCAAUGAUGUCGCAGUCAUCUUUCUUCUACUUUUUUGAAGACAGCGAAGUGAAAGUGCUUGGAUUGCCUUAUGAGGGCGAAGCCGUGUACAUGGUCAUUCUCCUACCGAAGAAUCAGUUCGGUUUGGCAAACUUCGAGAAAAAUUUGAAUGGCAGAAAAUUACUGGACUACAUAAAAGUGCCGAGAAUGCAACGGAACAUUGAUGUUAAACUCCCUAAGUUCAAGUUGGAAAAGGAAAUGGAUCUGAGUAACGCGUUAAAAAGCAUGGGCAUGGGAACUGCAUUCAGUGGCUCAGCGAAUUUUUGUGGCAUCACUGAACACCAGCCACUUUUUAUCAAUCGCAUCAAGCAUAAGGCCUUCACUGAGGUACAAGAUCCUGUAACAGUGAACGAAGAUGGCACUGAAGCAGCGGCAGCGUCCGCUGUAUACGCGUCCGACUCGGUUCCAAAACACAAAUUUGUUGCCGAUCAUCCGUUCCUCUUCGCAAUUUGCAAACAUCCAGCGAAAAUUUUGUUCCUUGGUCGAUACGCCGGUUAA